Panicum hallii is the source of this 1756-nucleotide messenger RNA. RefSeq lists its product as uncharacterized. The transcript is spliced from 5 exons. The record is from RefSeq and is a predicted model, not a curated record. Gene Ontology annotation, molecular function: RNA binding. Bases 340 to 1548 code for a protein of 402 amino acids. Lineage: Eukaryota; Viridiplantae; Streptophyta; Magnoliopsida; Poales; Poaceae.
UCCCCCCAGUGGCCGGCUAUCCAUCGUCGUCCAGCGAGCACGAGCAGCAGCGUCGGGGGGGCGCGGCGGCGCGGCAAAGGCAUCGCACAUCAGCGGGGCGUUGCAGCGAGGGCGGCGCGCGGGAGCGGUUAGGGCGCGGGGGCAGCGGCGGGUUCGGGACGCUCGGCUGACGCGGAGCGGGAGCGGCAAGGGCGUGGCGAGUGGCGACCGACGAGGGCUCACCGAGGUGGGCCAUCAAGCUUCUGCUGUGCUUUUCGAGGGUGCGAUCUCUCGUUAGGCGAUGCUGUAGGCUGGCGGAGAACAAAAUUUCAUUAUGCUUUGGCAAAGGAGUUCUACGCUAUGGCAACCCGUAUCCUGUCGCGUCAAAAUCUGAGAAAGUUGGCUUCGUUCGCACUCCAGAACAUAUCCCAGAGGCAACUAAUUUUACCUUGCCCUCCAGUCCUCAGAUCUACUGCUGUUUCCCCUAGCAAAUGUUUCAGCCCCCUUUACGUGUUUGGAAAUUCGUGGACUGUCAGAUGGGCUACCUAUGGAUCAGUGAAUCUAGUUUUGUCUGAUGAUGGCAAGCCUAAGUUUCAGAUUGAGGAGGUGGAGCCUUCCAAAAAGAGAAGGUAUUUGACAAAGAAGCGCUUGAAGCUUCAGAGAAAGCGGGUAAAGAAGAAGAGGAAAGAGGCAAAUAAAAAUGAUCCACGACGCAUUAGGCCCAAGGGAAAGAAGAUAAAACAAAAAUUCCCCACAGCUGAAGCUAGGCUCAAAUAUAAGAUUGAGAAGGCCAAAUUAAAGGAAGCUAUGUUGGUCGAAAAGCUAAAGAAGUAUGAGGUUGCCAAAGCCCAAGGCCCUAUGGCUAAAUCAGAUGAUCUUAGCGGUGAGGAAAGGUUUUACUUGAAGAAGGUUUCACAGAAAAAGUCAAAUUAUGUCCCUGUUGGAAGGCGAGGAGUUUUUGGAGGCGUAAUUCUGAACAUGCAUUUGCAUUGGAAGAAACAUGAAACUGUGAAGGUCAUAUGUAAGCCCUGCAAACCAGGGCAAAUCCAGGAAUAUGCAAAUGAGAUAGCUAGACUGAGUGGCGGUAUCCCUGUUAACAUCAUUGGAGAUGACACUAUAGUCUUCUACCGAGGAAAGAACUAUGUUCAGCCAGAAGUUAUGUCACCUGUUGAUACAUUGUCAAAGAAAAAGGCACUUGAAAAAUCAAAAUAUGAACAGUCGCUGGAGACAGUUCGGCGUUUCAUUGCAGUAUCUGAAAAGGAGCUUGAACUUUAUUAUCGGCAUGUUGCACUUUAUGGAAUUCCACAAUCCCAGAAAGCUGAUCUUGUUUGUGGUGAUGAUAGAGAAGCUUCUUUGCUUAAAAUGGGAGGAUUGGAUCAAGGCAAGGACCAAUUGCCCCAUGUGGCUACAGAUCAUUUUUCUGAUUUUCACAUCAGUGAUAUUUCUGAAUCAGAUGAAGAAGAUACUUCUGGUAGCGAAUACGAUGUUAAUGACGAUGACACUGAGGAUACGAUCAAUAUUUCUGAAGACGCGAUUUCUGAUCAUGGUGGGUUAGCCAACAGGGAGUGAAGUGUGAUUACCUUGUCUGGCAUAAUUACAUUGUUGUCUAUAAAUUUGCCUCAGACUGAGCCACACAUUAUACCAUGGAUGUUUCUCAUCACUCCGAUUGAAUGAUGUCAGUGUUAGACUAUGGUGUACCGAAUCAUCAUCAUAUUAUGUCGAUUAUUCAUUACAGCUGGCUGGCCCUUCUGUUGUCAGCUAAAGCUGGGUUUAAUUU